AUGGCGCUCUCCUCGCCUGCCUUCGUGGUUGCCUCCAAGCCGGCUCUCCCGAGCUUGGAGGCGCGCCUUGAUGCUGCUCAGUCCCGCGGCCCCCAGACUUUCGUGAACGGAAACUCUGAGGACCCGUCCGUGAAGUAUGCAGUCACAUCUAUGGCAGCCACUUUCACCGUGGCCGGUGCUCUUCGUUGGCGCCAGCAGCGCAAGAAGGUGAGCGUGCGACGGGCCGCGGGCGGCGGGCCCUCAACUGCGGUAGUGGCUUCACCCCAGGAGACGUAUCAGGAGAUCGUGGACAAGGCCGAGUAUCUGCGUGAUCAGCCCUUCUGGAAGACUUUCCAUGCAGGCUUCAUGGGCGGUUGCUACGUUGGCAUGGCAGGUCUCCUGUCCUUGGUCAUCGGCGGCAACGUCACGCACGAGUUCAUCAACCAGAAGGCCAUCUUCGCUGCCCUCUUCCCGAUCAACUUGCUGCUGGUGCUUCAGACUGGCGGACAGCUCUUCACCGGCAACUCGGCCACCAUGGCCAUCGGCGUCUUCGAGGGCAAGGCCAAGGUGAAGGAUUUGUUGCGAAACUGGGCAAUCGCCUAUGUCGCCAACAUCCUGGGUUGCCUGUUGAUUGACUGCGUUGCUCGCUACACUGGCCUGUUCACAGCGGGUGCUGCCGAGAUGGCUAUCCACACGGUGCAGAAGAAGUGCGGCUCCACUUUCGGACAGACGGUGGUGAAAGGCAUCAUGUGCAAUUGGCUGGUGUGCAUGGCCGUCUGGCUCUGCACGAUGGCCAAGGAUCUCUCGGGCAAGAUGGUGGGAGUUUGGUUCCCGAUCUCCAUGUUCAUCGCCAUCGGCUUUGAGCACUCCGUGGCCAACAUGUUCAUCCUUCCUGCUGGACUCUUCUCGGGCGCACCACUCACCGUGUGGGACGUGCUGAUCAAGAACCUCAUCCCUGUGACCAUCGGCAAUGCCAUUGCGGGGGCUUUUGUCGUCGGUGCCGGCAUGUCGUUCGCCUUCGGCAAGCUCGGAAAGAAGUGA
Molecule: messenger RNA, 1020 nt
Organism: Symbiodinium sp. CCMP2456
Lineage: Eukaryota; Dinophyceae; Suessiales; Symbiodiniaceae
Source: the annotation of a GenBank genome assembly